This is a messenger RNA of Monopterus albus (swamp eel), 7561 nucleotides long. RefSeq names its product receptor-type tyrosine-protein phosphatase gamma-like. NCBI's taxonomy places the organism in Eukaryota, Metazoa, Chordata, Actinopteri, Synbranchiformes, Synbranchidae. The record is from RefSeq and is a predicted model, not a curated record. The transcript is spliced from 29 exons. Gene Ontology annotation, biological process: protein dephosphorylation. Bases 579 to 4805 code for a protein of 1408 amino acids. Gene Ontology annotation, molecular function: protein tyrosine phosphatase activity; protein binding.
CCGGUAGGAUGGGACCAGCAGCCACAUAUCCAUGCAUGCACGCCUGACCGCUAGUCUACUUCCUGGAUGGAAGAAUGGGAUAUUUCCAGCACCACUUUUCUUCGCACUGUGCAUUGCCCUUCGUCACGCUGACACCGCGGAUAAUCACUUAAUAAUGACCACGUGUGAUCAAUAUUAUUCGACCACUUUUCCUUGUAGUUAAAGAGAGCGAUUGAUCGCCGAUUGACCCCCUCCACACUUCGGGAAUGUCGCUAUCUCGAAGCCCGCUACAGGCACGAUGGAGUCCGACAGAUUCUGAACUGUUUUUUCACAGCCGUGGUGUGCGUACCGUUUUAUUCCUCGAAGCUAAAAACAGCCCCUGCUCGGGCUGUAGGCGAAUAAAUUAGUCCUUUUUUUUUUAAACAAGCGGAGACUCUGUAGCCUAACCGCUAACCAUUACAUUGAUGCUCUGUCUUCGUGGCUGCUGUGUCAACUUCGUUCUAGCUUCGGUCGCGUGUGUUAUUUUCUUUUAAAGAGGUGAAAAGACUCAAAACUUUGUCACCCGUUGCCUUCUUGUUGCCCUCGAUGAGUAGUCUAACAUGCGGAGAAUACGGGAACCGAGUUACUGGUGGAUUUUAUCCUUAAUGUUUUUAACCUUGCCCAAACACAAAGACUGUCAUCCCGUUGCAUCGGGUGGCCACCUUCACCGUGCUGGAGAAGGGCAUCAUGGGAACAUAGGAAUAAUGAGGGCAAGGAGGGCAGCCGGUGACCCCUACUGGUCCUAUUCAGGAAGCCAUGGACCCCGAGGCUGGGCAGCCUUAUUCCCAGAAUGUGCUGCAAAGAACCAGUCACCUGUGGACAUAGCAGAUGAACAUGCUCUGGUUUCGGAGGAGUACCAGGAGUUGGUGCUUGAAAAGUUCAACACCGAGUCCUCCAACCACACCACCAUGAAAAACACUGGAAAGACAGUUGCUGUUCUCCUGAAGGAUGACUACUUCGUAAGAGGUGCUGGACUGCCUGGCCGUUUUAAGGCUGAGAAGAUGGAGUUUCACUGGGGCCAGAGUAAUGGAUCAGCAGGUUCUGAACACAGCAUCAAUGGCAGGAAGUUCCCUGUAGAGAUGCAGAUCUACCUUUACAAUUCAGAUGACUUUGACAGCCUCAGCGCUGCCAUCAAGGAAAGACGCAUCAUUGCUGCAAUGGCAGUCUUCUUUGAGGUAGGACAAAAGGACAAUCCAGCUGUGGAUCCAAUCAUCCAGGGACUGAAGGGAGUAGUGCAUCAUGAAAAGGAGACCAACCUCAGGUCGUUCAUCCUGAGGGAUCUGUUGCCAUCGUCGGUGGACAGUUAUUACAGAUACACCGGUUCUCUGACCACACCGCCCUGCAGCAAGGUAGUGGAGUGGAUCGUCUUCUCCAGGCCUGUGUAUCUGUCCCAUUCACAGCUGGAGGCCUUUUACUCCAUCUUUACAACAGAGCAACAGGAUCACGUCAAGUCUGUGGAGUACCUUAGAAACAACUUCCGGCCCCUGCAGGACCUGGAUAAUAGGAAAUUCUUUAAGUCGGCCGUGAGAGACGCGUGGCAGAGAGAUAAGACUGAGUUCCUGGGAAGCCCUCACAGCACUGAGGCUUCAAGAGCAUGCAGCAGUCCUCCAGUGAGCAUGAAGAUCCAGCCACUGAACCAAACGGCGCUCACAGUGAGCUGGGAACGCCCUCUGACCGUCUACCAUCCACCUAUCACCAGUUACAUGGUCUCCUACAGCUGGGUGAAACGUGACAUCGCAGAUGAGAAGACCUUCACCAAGACUGGGGACCAGAGCAUGAAAGCAGUCAUCACUAAUGUAUCCCCUGACGUCCUGUACCUGUUCAGAGUGCAAGCAGUAUGUCAGCAUGACCUGCGCAGUGACUUCAGUCAGACGCUGCUGUUCAGAGCUAACACAACAAGAAUAUUUGAAGGGUCUCGCAUUGUGAAGACUGGGAUGCCCACAAUUUCUCCAGCCUCCUCAGCAGAUAUGGCUCCAAUAAGCUCUGGCUCCUCGACUUGGACGUCCUCUGGCAUCCACUUCUCUAUUGUCUCUAUGGCAACAGGCAUGGGCCCCUCCUCUAGUGGCAGCCAGGCCACAGUGGCAUCAGUAGUGACGAGCACCUUGCUGGCAGGCUUGGGCGUUGGCGGAGGGGUCAUCUCUUCUUUGCCCAGUUCUGUCUGGCCCACACAGGCACCACAAGCCUCUCAAAACCCCUCUCGUCCACCCGCCCCACCUGAAAAAUCCAGCACCGAACAGGCAGUGCCCCAGGGUUCAGAGACAGAUACUCCAUCUGAGGAGAACCAGGCUGCACGCGAGGGUGAGGACGAGGAGGAAAAGGAGGGGGAGAGAGAGGGAGAGCAGGAGGAGGGAGAGGAUGAGAAGAAGAGAAAAAAUAAGACUGCACCUGAUAAUGAGAAAAAGCAAGGGGACAGCACUGUGGCCAAAGAGCCUUUAAUCCCCACCCCCGCAUCCACAGCGAAAGAGAAAGGAGAAGGGAAGCCUACAGUCAGAGGCACCACAGUGCCUGAAAGCACUGUGGAGCAGCACUUGGUCAACAUGAACAAGAACCCCACAGAUGUAAAUGCAGUGUCCACUCAGGAGCCUCAUCACGCCAGCGCAGAGAUGCAGAUUCCCCACAGCUCCACAAUGUCUCCAAAGAUCAGCAAUGAUGGGAAGAGUCUCUGGCCUUUCUCUGUCCACACCGACAGGACCACUUUGUCUACAGUUACCCGAACCCCUCACCCGGGGAUGGGCAGGAUGGUGUGGAUUGUCCCCUUGGUGGUGGUUUCCACUCUCACUCUGCUCUGCCUCAUAAUGCUGCUGAUUGUGAUGGUCUACUGGAGGAGAUUUUUCCAGACAGCUCACUUCUAUGUGGAGGAAAGCAACUCUCCACGGGUGGUGGCCAAUGAGAAUAUUCCAGUCAUCCCCAUACCAGACGACAUGGAGGCCAUCCCCGUCAAGCACUUUGUUAAACACAUCAUGGAACUCUAUAAAAACAACCUACAAGGUUUCUCAGAUGAGUUUGAGGAGGUCCAGCGCUCGACAGCGGACCUGAAAAUCACAGCGGAACAUUCCAAUCAUCCUGACAAUAAGCACAAAAACCGAUACAUCAACAUUGUGGCCUAUGACCACAGCAGGGUGAAAUUACGAGCACUGGCAGGGAAGGAUGCCAAACAUUCGGACUACAUCAAUGCCAACUAUGUGGACGGAUACAACCGGCCCCGAGCUUAUAUAGCUGCUCAGGGUCCUCUCAAGUCUACAUUUGAGGACUUUUGGAGGAUGGUGUGGGAGCAGAACACCGGAAUCAUCGUCAUGAUUACAAACCUGGUGGAAAAAGGCAGAAGGAAAUGUGACCAGUACUGGCCUACAGAGAACAGCGAGCAGUAUGGAAACAUCGUGGUGACGUUGAAAAGCACCAAAGUGCACGCCUGCUACACACUGCGCCAUUUCCUUAUAAGGAACACUAAAGUUAAAAAGGGUCAGAAGGGGAAUCCAAAAGUGAAGCUAAAUGAGCGCAUUGUAGUCCAGUAUCAUUAUACUCAGUGGCCUGACAUGGGAGUACCAGAGUACACCCUUCCUGUGCUCACCUUCAUCAACCGCUCAUCAGCGGCUCGCACUGCAGACAUGGGCCCCGUCCUGGUGCACUGCAGUGCAGGGGUUGGGCGCACAGGCACAUACAUUGUCAUUGACAGCAUGCUGCAACAGAUUAAGGACAAAAGCACAGUCAGCGUCCUGGAUUUUCUCAAACAUAUCCGCACACAACGCAACUACCUAGUCCAGACUGAGGAGCAGUAUGUUUUCAUCCACGAUGCUCUGAUGGAGGCCAUCCUGAGCAGAGAGACGGAGGUGCCUUCCUGGCAGCUGCACAGCUACGUCAACAGCAUCCUCACGCCCAACUCGACAGGCCGCACGCGCCUGGAGAAGCAGUUCAGGCUGCUGUCACAGUGUAACACGCGCUUUGUGGAGUGUUUCAGCGCCCACAAAGACUGCAACAAGGAGAAGAACCGGAAUUCCUCAGUGGUUCCAUCGGAGAGAGCGAGGGUCGGACUCACCACUCUGCCUGGAAUGAAAGGAACAGAUUACAUUAAUGCAUCCUACAUAAUGGGCUACUACAGGAGUAAUGAGUUCAUCAUUACCCAGCAUCCUUUGCCCCACACCACCACAGAUUUUUGGAGGAUGAUUUGGGACCAUAAUGCUCAAAUUAUUGUCAUGUUGCCUGACAACCAGGGGCUGGCUGAGGAUGAAUUUGUUUACUGGCCGAGUCGAGAAGAGGCCAUGAACUGCAUCGCCUUCACUGUCACACUCAUCAGUAAGGACAGACUGUGCCUCUCCAACGAGGAGCAGAUCAUCAUCCACGACUUCAUCUUAGAGGCCACACAGGACGACUAUGUUCUGGAGGUGCGACAUUUUCAGUGCCCUAAAUGGCCCAACCCUGACACUCCCCUCAGCAGCACCUUUGAGCUCAUCAAUGUUAUCAAGGAGGAGGCCAUGACUCGAGAUGGCCCCACCAUCGUGCACGAUGAGUAUGGCGCGGUGUCAGCAGGGAUGUUCUGUGCCCUCACAACGCUGUCCCAGCAGCUGGAGAACGAGGGCGUCGUCGACAUCUAUCAGGUGGCUAAGAUGAUCAAUGUCAUGAGGCCGGGAGUCUUCACUGAUAUAGAGCAGUACCAGUACCUUUACAAAGCCAUGCUCAGCCUGGUCAGUAACAGAGAGUGUGCCCUGAGCCCCAUGCACACGGACACUAACGGGGCGGUGGUGAUUGCAGACGAGUCGGACCCUGCAGAGAGCAUGGAGUCGCUCGUCUGAGGACCUUGUUACAGGCACUUACUUUGUAAAAUUCCACGAACCUUUCUGAGGCCUUUUUUGCCAGACUAUUGAUUAAAUGAAUAACCUUAUUACUUUUUAUACUGAUAAAACGUUUUUGAUAUUUAUGUUUUUGUCCUUUAUUUUUUGUCUUAAAUGUUACCCUGCUGAGCGUUUGCACCAGUUUAAGUUGACAUGAGGAAAAAGCAGCUCUGUCCAGUUUGCACUAUACUAUCAGUGUUACUGCCUAAAUCCAGCGAGUUAAAUCCUGGCUGUCUGACAAAACUGGGAUCUUUGGACCGCAGUGAAACCAACCCGAGGCAUGAAGGCCAGGAUGAAUUAAAGCGAUCUUCUUCAAAUAAGUGUCUCAAAACUAAGCAUCACAGCAUAACCCAGCAAGCAUUAUGUCACUGUCACCUCGACCAAACUGUUUUGAGGCUCCGCUCCACAUGCGUGAAGCUUUUUAUCACACGUGAAGAGACUUUUACCUGCCUAAUACUCAUAUAAUGUCCAAAUAUCUCAUUGCUGUCUUGUAUAAUGUACUUAUGGCUUAUUUUGUUAAAGUGUGUUGCAACAUCUAAUGUGAACAUUUAUUGCUUUUUACAGGGAUUUAUAUUAUAUAGUUUUGUUAUAUAUCUAUAUAUAUGUAUCUUAAUAGCCAGCCUAUGUAUUUUUUUUAAUAAGUUUGCGCGUUUGUCCACUGGCCUUGGUGUAGAUGUAGAGUCAUAUUUUUGGAGAUUUGUAGGUCAAGAAUUGCCUACACAGCUCCAUGUGUUUUAGUUUCCUGUAUUUUUUUUCCCCAGCUUCUCUAACUUCAACUUGUCUAACUGCAGCUGGCAGCUCAGCUGUUGGAACACGUAACAGGUAUCUGUAUUGACAAAGUGCAGUGCCUACAGAAAGAAUUGACCUUACACAGCUUUUCAUGUUUUGUUCUGAAUCACAGUGGAUGUAAUUAGGAGUUAUGCUCAAGCCGAUUAAUAGAAGAAAACAAAUGUCUAUAAAUUAAGUACAAAUAUAAAAGCCAAGAUGAUUGCACAAGUUUUACCCACUUAAAGACAAUAUUUAACUAGAAGCUAGAAAUUAUAUUUGUCCUGAAGGAGCACAGCUUCUUGCAGUUGUUUCACAGAUUGCAGCAGUGGAUCCUCCAGGAUUUCUUUGCAUUUUACUCUUUAGCUUAACAAGGUGGGCAUGGUUUGUUUCUUAUGUGAAGACUUUGGUUGCUGUUUCUGCUGCAUUUCCAUAAAGCUGCAUCUAGUCAAACAUCAAUGCAAAGCCAUACCAGGUGCCUUGGAAAUGUCCCCAACUUCUCUUCCUGAUUGGUACUAAUCAGAAAACUUGCCACCUAUUUGUUGGAAUACUCAUUUGUCUUCAUAAUGUAGUUUUUGCCAGGGAACUGAUUAAGUAACACUUAGAUGUUGGUAUAUUUAACCUACAGUGAAUCCACUUGUCACACCGUCAUUACACAGGUCUCCACUAGCCACCUUGUAAAAGAGUUAGUGUCACAGGUGACGAUUUGAUCUAAAAGUAAAAGGAUGUGCUUAGUUUAUGUCUAGAGAAAUUAGUUUUAACUUUGACAAGUCUUUUGAUCACUGGCAAAAAAGUCCUAAUUUCAGACACUGUGAUUCAAAAUUGCUACAUAAUAAAAUAUGACAAGUCCAAAUAGGGCGACUUCUUUUUAUAGGCAGUAUUUUCUUUUUGGGGAGUUGAUGCUUUAUACAUAACCAAAGAUGUGGUUCCAGUUUGCAACAUGUAAGUGAUACUUGUCCUGAGAUCUAUUUAAUCAACUAGAAUUUAAAAUCUAAAUUGUUAAACCUUGCAGUGAAGAUUUCCACUGUCAAAUGUAUGAAUUUAACCCGAGUUAAGCAUGUUUCUGUUCUAGCCUCAGGAACUCACCUUACAGUAGAAAAUCGGACUACAUGACACGUUCCUCACAUUUGACAAUACGAUCAAAUAUCGGACUGUAAAAUGUGUUUUAUUUAGGGUAAUAUUCUGCCUCCGCAAUAUUUUGUGGAUAUUAAUUAUAAGCCCUUUUCAACCCAGUGCAUCCUUCUCUGUUGAUUUGGUUCUUGUGUAUCUUUAUAGUGUUUAUUCUGUUAAAAAUGGAUAACCCCACUUACCCCACUUCUCUGCCACAGGGGAGUUUGCAAAGUCUAGUGAAAACUCUCCAACAUUUGGAGAAAAGUCCAGGUUGCUGAUCAUUUAGCUUGGCAACAAAACGUUCCUUUGCAACCGCUGUUUGUUUUUGUUUUUUUUAAACCUAUGAAUGCCAGCGUCCUGUUUGAUAUUUAUGCUCAUGUAAAACUAGUGCUGCUGCUGCUGCUGCUGCACACAUUUACUUCAGAAACAAAUGACUUUAAUUGUAACCUUUGUGAUCACAGAAGUUUAUAUUUUCAUACAAACAUGAUUUGUGUAGUGGCCCUGUUGCAAUAUGUACAAGACCACUACACAAACUGUCCGGUUCUAAAUCCACACCAUCGCAAUCAUACCUGCACCCCACCCCCACCCUCCAUGCUGGUAUGUAGACCACGUUUUGGUCCAGGGAUCCAGUAUGUUAGCCUCAGUGUAUUUCAGCCAGGGUGGUAGUUAAGUCUGUUUUGUAACUUAAAAUAAAUGAUCAACAGGUUUUGUCCAUCAUAUGUUUAUAUGAUGGUAUCAUAUUCCUAUGAUGCUGUUAUAUACCAUAUUAUAGUGUAAUAGUGUUAUUUAAUAGGUAAAUUGUAUUGCCAUACAUUGAAUAAAGUCUGUGUUUGGGUGCGCCA